This is a messenger RNA of Paramecium primaurelia, 770 nucleotides long. The record is from the annotation of a GenBank genome assembly. NCBI's taxonomy places the organism in Eukaryota, Ciliophora, Oligohymenophorea, Peniculida, Parameciidae.
UUAUCAAUAAAAAUUCUUCAAUAAUGAAUACAUUAAAUAACAUGACUAAUCCAUAUAAUAUGCCAGCUAUGCCAUAUGGAGGUAUUUUAGAUCCAGAUGGUUGCAGAAUGCUUGCAAGAAAAAUCUUUUCGACUUAUGAUAGUAUAAAAAAGGAAAAUUAUAUAUAAAAGUCUCCAAAAAAGGAUAUAUAGAUGUUGUUGAUAUUGGAUCCAUGUUUACAGAUGCAUAUAGAGCAUAAAAUAUUACAAUUAAACCUAAAGUUAAUGAGACAAAUGGUUUUUUGAAAGCAAUUAAUAGUAUAUAUAUAAGAUUAAUAGUUAGAGAAUGCUUAGAAUAGAAUAACAUUAUAAGAUGUAGAAUAAUAUUGUUUAAAAAAAUUUUGUGGAACUUCUUAUUAGUAUAAAUAACAAUAAUCAGCUAACAAGUUGAUAUUUAAUUAACAAUAGAUAACCUAAUUAUAUUGAAGAAAGACUCGAAGUUGCAAGAAGUCUUUUCAAAAGGCUAGAUGCAGAUGGCUCUGGUUAUAUAACUGAAGAUGAAGUUUAUGAAAUUAUUCGUGAAACUUACAGAUAAAUGGGUAAUUUGUAAUAUUUUAAAAAUAGGAAUGAAAUAUGAGCCUACUGUUGAUGAUGUCAGAAGUUGGAUUCAUAUGACAGAUUCAGAUGGUGAUGGUAAAGUUACUUUAGAAGAUUAUGAAAAUUUGGUUUUGAAAUCAUUGCAACAAUAAGCAAUUUCAUAUAAUUUAAGUUGAUUUAUUAUUUUUAUUAAUA